Bicyclus anynana (squinting bush brown) is the source of this 4374-nucleotide messenger RNA. It is a transcript of the gene sea, whose product is annotated as putative tricarboxylate transport protein, mitochondrial. NCBI's taxonomy places the organism in Eukaryota, Metazoa, Arthropoda, Insecta, Lepidoptera, Nymphalidae. The transcript is spliced from 5 exons. The coding region runs from base 106 to 1059 and encodes 317 amino acids. Gene Ontology annotation, biological process: mitochondrial citrate transmembrane transport. The record is from RefSeq and is a predicted model, not a curated record.
CUUCUCAAUCUGUCAAUCUCAUUCAGUCGAUGGGGAAUAAUCAAGUGGGGUGUGUGUUGUUGAUCGCCGUCGUUAUUUAUUAUCGACAAGUACAUAAAAUUAACAAUGUCUACGAGAUCAAGCAACUUUAAGAAUCCCUUUUCAAGACCAUGGAUGACAGAAACUGGUGCUGCGGCUGCGGCAGGUGGCUCAGGAUCGAUAGGUUUGAAAGGAGUGGUUGCCGGCGGAAUCACUGGUGGCAUUGAAAUUUGUAUUACAUUCCCAACCGAAUACGUGAAAACACAGCUUCAAUUAGACGAAAAAGGUGGCACGAAAAAAUAUUCGGGAAUCUGGGACUGCGUAAGAUCAACCGUCAAAGGGCAUGGCUUCUUUGGCUUGUACCGAGGCCUUAGCGUGCUACUGUAUGGCUCCAUACCGAAAUCUGCUGUUAGAUUUGGCGUAUUCGAGCAAGCAAAGCUAUACAUGAUAACGGACAAUGGAACUUUAACGAAUACCGGUAAGCUGGCGUGCGGUCUGGCGGCGGGGGUGGCUGAGGCGGUCUUCGCUGUCACCCCCAUGGAGACGGUCAAGGUCAAGUUUAUCAACGACAUGCGUUUGGAGAAGCCGCGGUUUAAAGGGUUCUUCCAUGGCGUCGGCACCAUUGUUAGAGAAGAAGGUAUCGGAGGAGUUUAUAAGGGUGUAACCGCAACCAUCAUGAAGCAAGGCAGCAACCAAGCGAUCAGGUUCUUCGUGGUGGAGUCUCUUCGGGACUGGUACAAGGGUGGUGACAGGGACAAGCCGGUGCCGAAAUACGUUAUUGGACUGUUUGGUGGUAUUGCUGGUGCGGCGUCAGUAUUCGGUAACACACCGAUAGAUGUCGUCAAAACCCGUAUGCAAGGUCUAGAAGCUGCCAAAUACAAAAGCACGUGGGACUGCUUCAUAAAGACGUGGAAGCACGAGGGACCUCUUGCCUUCUACAAAGGUACUGUACCUCGGCUCAGUAGAGUAGUCUUUGAUGUGGCAAUCACAUUCACUAUAUAUGAUAGUAUUAUGGACGUCUUUAACUAUGUCUGGAAGUAAGUCAGUACUGCCAUAAUUUUAAUGUAUAAAAACCUACCAAAGUGGUAGAAAAUGGAUUUAUCUAUACUAGUUUUUGGUAGUAAAGAUUAUUUUUUUUACUGCUAUAAUUAUUGUCAAAUAGGUAGUAAAAUGAAGUAAAUUGCACCGAUUUUUAUUAAGAAACAACGAUUAUGAUUGUACCAAGAUUUUUUAGUGUUGCCAUAAUGUUCGUAAACAGUUCUACCAGAUGUUAAAACUGUAGUUUUGUAUAUUUGUAUUUUUUUUAUAGAAAACGAGUCAUUUUAUACUACUACACUGUUUAAUACUGUAAUAUAGACAGCAUGUAAGACCUAAUGCGGUUAUUGCUUGAAGAAUGUCACUGAUUUUAUAUCAACGAAACCUAUUAGAGAUUUAAGUAAGCAAAUAUUUUAAUCUGUUAUAACAGAAUAACAAUUCGCAGGGCGAAUGUUAAUUGACAAUAGAUUUUAUAUAACCAAUCAACAAAUGUAAUAAAAUACUAGCCCAUUUUAUUAUUUUAUAACUGCCAUACACAGAUUUCCUGACUCCUAGGAGACAAGUCUCCAUUGCAAUGAAUUGUGAUUGAAACAAUAACUAUCAGAUGUAAUAGUGACAGUUAUAACUUCACAUCCUGGAGAUAUGAAGAAAAUUGACAAUAGAUAUUAUAUAACCAAUCAAAUAAACUACUAGCUAACAUUAAUAACCAUUUUUAUAUUAUUUUAUAACUGUCAUACACAGAUUUUCUGUCUCCUAGGAGACAAGUCUCCAUUGCAAUCCAUUGCAAUGAAUUGUGAUUGAAACAAUCACUAUCAGAUGUAAUAUUGACGUGAUACGUUCACAUCCUGGAGAUAUGAAGAGAGUUACAUCAACAUGUUUGCUACCAAAAAUUAAAAUGUGUUUUGCCGACUUGGAAUCUGGGAUCUCGAGAUCCGUACGAGUAGCUAAAUAAGCAACCACCUGACCAAUAAACAGUUCUAACACGGGCGUAAGUGCAUACACCAAAAAAUUGUUAUUUACGCCACUGUUUCUGCAUAUGUUAUUACUAUUAAGUAUCAUAUACGCAAAGAUACUAUAUUAUGCAGAUAAAUUAAAAAUAUAUACAUUCAAGUAUGUGAUAUAUAUAAUAUGUUAGCAACACUGAGUGCUAUUUAAGCCACUGAUACAGUAUAUGGUACUGAUAUAAAUAAGUAGGUGUCAUAUAUUGUAUUGUAAUAUAUUGUCACAUUGGUAGUAAAUUAUACCCUGACCAGGAAUAUGAAAAACCUGUAUUAGAUAAUUGUACGUCCUUAUAAAAAAAGGACGCACAAUCAUCUAGAAAAUUUCACUUGAAAACUGGCCAAUUUUGCUUUGACAGAAUUAUUGGUAAAGAAAAUUAUACCUUAAUGUUUUUAAAUAUAGUCAAAUUCAGAGCAAAUUCAAAAAAGUUUAAGGUUGAAUUUGCCAAUGCGACUACUUGAAUUGAGUGCCAAAAAAUUUGGCACUCAUCGAGUGGGGACGUUUUUUGAUCGCUGAUUGUGCAUCCACUGUUUAAUAGGAGAUCGAUGAUUCUUCCCAAAAGUAUUUUUGAGCUGUCUGUGUUAAGUGAUAUUGUUCAUUUUUGACCCCCAACGAAAAGACGUGAAGAAUUAUGAGUAUGACGUGUGUGUGUAUUAUUGUCAAUUUAUUUGUCUGUUAUGUGCACUCGUAGCUCACGAACGUAUCAUUCAUUUAGUUGCAUUGCAUAGUUAGUAGUUUUAAAGGUUUCUUAUUAAAAAGUAAAACACUCUCAUAGUAUGUAUAGGAUCAAUAAAUUAUAGUAAGCGAAUAUAUCAAGUGGAGUAUUCAAUUGAAGAGAUUUGAUUUGUUUAUUACAUAGUUUGAAAGAGGAGGGAUGAAUUCACUGAGUUUAACAACAAGUAAUACAAUGGAACUAGAGAAUAGUUGUAUCUUAAAGGAUUUGAUUUUGUACAUAUAAAAAUAAACUAGCAAAUAAUUUUCACAAAUUGCAACAAUGUUUAAAAUUUUCUCUAAUGACUGAAAGAAUUUCUGACUAAAAGGCCUUAUUCUAGUAACAUUCAUACUGUAGGGGUCAAAAUUUUAAUUUUUACAUUGUCUAAACAACAUGGUGAAGGUUUAUUUGUUUUUCUGGUCAGGGUAUACAAAGAUAAAUCUAAAUAAUAUAAAAAAAAUCUGUUAGUUCCUUAGUUGUUGGGAGUUUUCACAUUGAAAUGGAUUACAUUUUAGAAGAUUUUAUGUACAAAUACAAUGGGUGAUAGUUUAAUAUUCACAUGAUAGAUAUAUUUUUAUAGCACUUACAUAAUGUAAGAUUAAUCUUUUUGUGUUGUUAUAUGUAUAAGGUGUUACAUUUCUUAUUUUAGCUGUACAUUGAGUUUUUUAACACGUUCGCUGCGGUACGAGGUCAAUUAACCUCGUACCACACCACAGUUUUAGUGCGAGGUCAAAAAACCUCGUAUCGCACGGUACGAGGUCAAUUAACCUCGUACCACAACACAAAAAGUUUUAGUACGAGGUCAAAAAGCCUCGUAUUGUAUUGAAAAAGUACUGUAAAAUCAGUGCCGCAGCGAACGUGUUAAAGGUUUAUUAGUUUAUGGCAGGGUCUUUAAUGUGAUUUAUUUCCACUUAUUCUACAUUCAAAAAGCAUUUAAUGGUGGUUGUUUUAGGUUUUGUUUAAAACUUCACUUUGAAAUUCCAUAUACAUAAUAUUUUUCUUAUUAUUCUCUUGAAAAACUUAUAUAACUAUAAAUUUAAAAAAGAUUACUUUUAAGUAGAUGACGACGACGCAAAAAUGUUUUUUUUUUUUGAGGUUAUUUAAAAGUAUAUAAUUUUAGUUCUCCUUCUAGUUAUGAUUUUUUUAGUUAAUUUAUUUACUUACAUAUUUAGUAAUAUGGCGUUAAAUCUUAUUUAAUGUUUAUCUAAACAUUUUUUUUAUUUGAUAUUAGUUUUUUUUUUAAGUAUUCAUUAUUUCUUUGUAAAUAGAAAACAGCAGGCUCGAAGUUACUUUUUUAGUUAAGAGAUUCACCAAAAACUUUGUUUUGUAUUUCGUAAUCUUUUACAUGGUUUCUUUUUAAUUUUUAUCUAUAUUUUUAUUAAGUUUUAUUCAUAAUUUCAAAUUAAUGACAAAUUGUGACGAAAUAUAUGUAUUUCAAAAUCAGUAAUUCGAACAUAACGCUGCUUAAAUAAUAAUAAUUUGUGCUGUUCUUGAGAGAUCUUUGGUCAUUCCGAAUAAUAUUUUUUUUUAUUGUGACUAUUUAGCGAUUCAAUUAUUUAUAAUAAAGUUUUAUUUCAAUGUUUUUAAUUAAAUAAAUUAAUUUUUAAACA